AUCCUCUCCCUGCAGAAUGGAGAACCAAACGAUCGAUAUGGACGUUCUACAGCUGGAGGGAUUAAAGCUUGGCCCAAGGUUCACCAUUCCAGCAUUUUUCCUCCUUUUCAUCAUCUACAUCUUCAUUGUGGUGUCCAACAUUGGCCUGGUGGUUUUGAUUUUCACAAAGAGGAGCCUCCAUGAGCCCAUGUAUCUGCUCUUCUGCAACAUGAGUAUUAAUGAUGUUUUCGGGGCUACGACCAUUAUUCCUCGCGUGCUGAGUGACAUUUUAAUUCCAAGCAAUGACCGGUACAUUCAUUACAAUGACUGUGUAGUUCAGGCCUUCUGUGCUCACGCUCACGGAGGCACUUCACACACUGUACUCGUAGUCAUGGCCUUUGAUCGAUACGUGGCCAUCUGCAACCCUCUGCGAUACACCACCAUCAUGACCAACAGGAUGGUGGUGAAGCUCUCAGUGGGCGCCUGGGGGGUAGCUUUCCUUAUGGUUGGUAUCCUUUUGAGACUCAGCACCCGCCUGUCGCGCUGCAGAAGGGUUGUACUCAACCCGUUCUGUGACAAUCCCUCCUUGUUCAAGCUAUCCUGUGAAAAUGUUGUUAUCAACCACAUUUACGGCCUCAUCAUCGCCAUGGGCACGAUGGCCGUGUCCCUGUGCAGCGUGAUGCUCACCUACAUGAGGAUCACCAUGGUGUGUCUGACUAGCAAGAGCAAAGUUGUGAAUAGCAAAGCUUUUCAGACCUGUGCCACGCACCUGGCUGUGUACAUCAUCCUGCUUUUGUCAGGUGGCAUCAUCAUCCUCCUCCAUCGUUUCCCUGACUUAUCAGAUCACAGGAAGAUUGGAUCCAUCUUGUUCCAUAUUGUUCCUCCUUCCAUGAACGCUGUUAUCUACGGACUGCAAAUCAAAGCUCUCAGAGAAAAAAUUUUGAAUGUAUUCAGCAAAAACAACUAAUAUGUCACAA
Molecule: messenger RNA, 956 nt
Organism: Scatophagus argus
Lineage: Eukaryota; Metazoa; Chordata; Actinopteri; Scatophagidae
Product: olfactory receptor 52N5-like
Exons: 1
Coding region: 17-946 (309 amino acids)
Biological process (GO): G protein-coupled receptor signaling pathway
Cellular component (GO): membrane
Molecular function (GO): olfactory receptor activity
Source: RefSeq, a predicted model, not a curated record